Molecule: messenger RNA, 2998 nt
Organism: Bactrocera oleae (olive fruit fly)
Lineage: Eukaryota; Metazoa; Arthropoda; Insecta; Diptera; Tephritidae
Source: RefSeq, a predicted model, not a curated record
AAUUGGAGUAAAAUUAUCCAAAUAUUGAUAUAUUCUUAUUUUUAAGUGUGUAAAAAAGAUAAAGUUGAGAAAAAUGAGUUUCUUCGGGAAAAUGUUUGGUGGCAAAAAGGAUGUGGCGCCCACCACAGGCGAAGCCAUACAGAAACUGCGCGAGACGGAGAAUAUGCUUAUUAAGAAACAGGAAUUUCUAGAGUCAAAGAUAGAAGAAGAACUGAACAUUGCCAGGAAGAAUGCAUCGAAAAACAAAAGAGAACGUAAUGUUAAAUAUAAAACUAUUUAAUCAAUAUAUAUUUUUUAUGCACAAAAAUUAUGUGUCCAACCAAGAAACACCACGGCAAUUUAAAAUUAUCUUCUGACGUUUUAUAAUGAACAUUGGUAAACUUGCUACAUAUGUAUGUAUUCGUACACCUAUAGGCAAAUGUUAAAUUAUAAAAACUCUUAAUAUAUUAUUCAGCAUUUAUAUAUUUUCCAAUACACUAUACUUAUUUCUUUAAAUUUUCAGUUGCAUUACAAGCGCUUAAGAAAAAGAAGCGCCUCGAAAAACAGCUACAACAAAUUGAUGGAACGCUUUCGACUAUUGAAAUGCAACGCGAAGCAUUGGAAAGUGCUAAUACAAAUACCGCCGUCUUGACAACAAUGAAAAAUGCGGCUGAUGCACUCAAAGCCGCACAUAAAAAUAUGGAUGUGGAUAACGUUCAUGAUAUGAUGGAUGAUAUUGCCGAGCAACAAGAUGUGGCCCGUGAAAUCUCCGAUGCUAUAUCAAAUCCAGUUGCUUUUGGUGCUGACCUUGAUGAUGAAGAUCUGGAGCGUGAAUUGGAUGAAUUAGAACAAGAAGAGUUCGAUAAAAAAGUUAUUGGCAUACCGGAGCCAAAUGUUACAUUACCCGAAGUACCAGCCGACGAAAUGCCGGAGAAAAUUCCUGAGAAAAAGAAAGCCACUGCACCUGCUUCGACAGCACAGGAAAAUGAUGAUAAUGACCCAGACAUGAAACAGUUGCUUGCUUGGGCCAAUUGAUUAGUUUAUAAUUCUCUUUAACCAUGGUGUGACAUCUGUGUAUGGAUUAGCAACUUGAAUUUAAAUAAAAAAUGCGCAGUGGUUGAUUCUAUUAUCGUACGAAACUAGAUGGAAAAGUAAAAUAAUCUACACAUAAAUACUUUACCAAAUACUAUUUCCAGUUGCUUGCUAAUGGGAAAAAUAUUAAUUUUUAAUUUUGAAACACAUAACGCCUAUUUGUAUUUUACUUUAUGCUUGCAGGAAUAGUGUUGUAUUGGUAAAUAUGUUUUACGAAGUCAAAAUUGUGAUAAAGAAUAUCUCGCUACAUUUAUGCUUUAAUAAUGACGUGUGUACAUUCUUUGAUUAGGACAUAUAUAAAGCUAGAUACAUCUCACUGCUAUCCCGGCGGCAGAACAAUUAUUAUUAUUAUUUUUAAUAUAUUGCCUUCUUGUAAUUAAGGUAUAUUAAAAUAAAGCAACCCCAAGGGCUUAUCUUCAUUUUUUGCCAACUAGAAUUGAAUCCGUGAAAAAAAUAUUUUAGAUUGAAGAUAAUUUUAUUUAAAUACACUAAAUUACAGUGUAUCAGUUUCGAAUACUGCCUGUGGAAUUUUUUUUUUGCGUGUUUAAUAGUGAUAGAUCUUAAUAAAGAACUAUAAAAAACUGCUGGUAAAAUAACCAACUAAUCAUAAAAACUUUUAAAAUAAUUGCAUACACACGAAAAAAUUGAAAUUACUGAUAUAUUUACUUUUUUGUGAACUAUUGAUAUCAACAAUUAAUUAACAAACAAACACGGAGCUUGUUCAGUCUUUCCAACAAACACGUGUGAAUACAUCUUAAGUUUUCGGUAACUAUUUGACAGACGUCGAUAUAUAAAGUUAUCGAUGACUUCUGAACAACACUAUUCACAACCAAAACAAAAUAAUCACAUUAAAACGGUUAAGAAUGCGAGAGUAAAUGAGUUUUUAUUAAAAUAAUGGCAAAUCGUACAGUUAAAGAAGCUAAAAAUAUCCAUGGAACAAAUCCACAAUAUCUUGUUGAGAAAAUUAUACGUUCUCGCAUUUACGAUUCGAAAUAUUGGAAGGAACAAUGCUUCGCGCUCACCGCCGAACUUUUGGUGGAUAAAGCUAUGGAGCUUCGAUUCAUCGGUGGUGUUUACGGCGGUAAUAUAAAGCCAACACAAUUUCUUUGUCUUACACUUAAAAUGCUACAAAUUCAACCCGAAAAGGAUAUUGUGGUGGAGUUUAUAAAGAAUGAAGAGUUUAAAUACGUUCGUGCACUGGGAGCGUUUUAUUUACGUCUCACUGGAAGCGCUUUGGAUUGUUACAAGUACUUGGAACCAUUAUAUAACGAUAAUCGUAAGCUCCGUCGCCAAAAUAGGGCAGGCCAAUAUGAAAUUGUUCACAUGGAUGACUUUAUAGAUGAGUUACUCCGUAGUGAUCGUGUGUGUGAUAUAAUAUUACCGCGUAUACAAAAACGUACAGUACUUGAGGAAAAUAAUGAACUAGAACCGAAAAUAUCCUCCCUCGAUGAGGACUUAGAUGAUGAUGUGGUUAGCGAUGAAGAGGGUGGUGUAGAUCGAGAUGAUGACAAAAAUAAAUCAUCGUUUUCUUCUAAGAAAAGAUCACGCAAAGAUAACUCUCGUUCACGAUCGCGUAGUCCUGUUGCUGCGCGUGACCAAAGAACUGGUCGUGCUCGUGAUUAUGAUAACGAGUUAGAAGAUUAUAGUCGACAACGUGAACGCGAUCGAGAGAGAGAUCGAUUUGGUGUAAGUUCGUCAUCAAGCAGUAAUCGCCAUUGGGAUGAUCGUUCUGGCGGAACAAAUAAUUAUCGUGGUGGACGUGAUGAUUAUAGAGAUGACUACAGGCGAGACGAUUAUAAAGAUCGGCGUUACGACAACCGCGAUUCUCGAAAUGAUCGGGAUAGAAGGCGGCAUUAAGCACUUUAUAUGUAUGUAUGUAUGUAAUAAAAUAAAAAAAAUACACAAAAUAGUAUAAAAACAACAAAAA